AAUAUCGUGAACGACACGAACGAGACCAACGAAAUCAGAGAGAUCCAGAUGGAGGCGCCCGGAAGCGAAAGCAAUGCGAAGACCUGGACUGCCUGGGGUGAGGAGAACGAUGUCGCCGCAGCUUGUGUGGCACUGCCGAACCCUUUCAACGUUGUUGACAUUGGCUCUCACAAUCCCAGCCGUGAAGAGAUGCAUUCUGCGGGGGACGACAAGACCACCGAGGCGCCCACCCCGGCCGCGGCAAACAAACAGACCGUGUGGUGGGUGGACCUUGGAAGUUGGGUCCGCAUGGACAACGAGACGCAGGAGCUGAUGCGUCAAGCGGUCGCAGAAGGUAAGUCCUUCGUGGAGUUCGAGGCCAGGGGCCAGCCCUACCGAGCCGACUUGGAGAUGAUGAUGCAAAUCAACAUGCGCACCAGCAUGUGCCGAGCGAUCAAGGUCACGGAACCGGACGAGAUUCCGGAGGACGACGAGGAGGAGAGCGCCGAAGACGACGAGGAUAUCGACGAGGAUGACCUUCUGAGCAAGAUCCGCAAGGGGGCUCCGAGCGAACUCCCGAAACGCGAUGAGCGCUUGGAGAACCUGGUCAACCUUCUUCUCAGUGAGGCCGUCCAGGUACCGCUGCCCGCUGAAGCAAAAGAGGAGAAGGAGAAGCUUUCACACGAGGAGGUGAAGAAGGUCUUCAAGGACCAUGUUCCUGGGGUCCACAAGUUCCUCUUCCGAGACCAGCCCGGACAGUAUUCCCUGAACUUCCUUGCGACGGCCUACUCGUCGGGGCUGCGCGCCUUCAGUGGUACCGCCAUGGAGAACCACCUGAAGUGGCUCAUGCGCACGAUUGCCGGGUUCUUGGUGGAAACAGUCAAGCGAGGAAUAGCAAAGAAAGCACUCUUCCAUUGCCUCAGUUUCUUUCAAGUCCUGGGAUAUCGCGAUUCACAUGUGCAUCCGGGCAUCACGGAGCCUGUUGGCAGGAUUCUUAGUCACCUGGGUCUUGAACUACAAGACGAUGUGGACUUGCUGACGCACGUCCCCUGCUGCCUUCAGUUGGUGAAGCUAGGCUUUGAUGAGGAGGCCACCUGCCAGUAUCACGGCCAGCUGCUGAGGGGCAUCGAGCGGUAUGAUUCGGCAAGAACAGAGGCCUUGCUGCGGAAGCUGCUUAAUCCUGACCAUCGUUGCCCGAAGCAUCCUCGCUCUGCAUUGCAAGCUGCCAUUUCGUGCGGAAGCCUCGCAGCUGUGCAAGUGUUGCUGGAAGCGGGCAGUGAGCUGAAUGGAACCCCUUACAUGUACAUGGGCUGGGAACCUAAAUUCAAAUGUGCGGAACUCGAGGCUACCGGCACGCCGAUAUUUCAAGCUAUUGAACAGAGGUAUGAGUGGUCACUAGAAGUAGCCCAACAGAGGAGACGCAAGAUCGUUUCCGCGCUAAUUCACGGACGAGCAGAUCUCACUGCGACGAACAGUUACGGUAAGACGCCGCUCCGAAAAGCUAUUGACGUGAGCGACGUGGAGCUAGUGCAAACGCUGCUCGAUCUUCGUGCAGAUCCCAACCUAGGUGGUGUGGAAGCACCGCUCUUUCACGUGGUCAGAAACCACAUGCGGGGCCCUUAUAGCACUGCAAACGCCGUACUGCAAGCCUUGCUGGUUGCCAGAGCGAGUCUUUCGGACCCUGGCCCGAUCGAAAACUCACUGGUGUACCUGGGGACACAAAGGUACUCCGCCCCGGAGAACUUCAGGCUCAUACUCAAGUGGCGGGCGAAUCUCAAUGCCGUUGACAUAGAGACCGGGGAGACUGCACUGAUGCGGGCAUGUUCUGAGUGCGACAUACUGCGGAUCAGAAAGUUGAUCGGGAUGCGUGCAAAUGUUCACAGAGCCGAUGCGACUGGACGGACUCCCCUUCAUGCUGUUUGUGGUGAAACGAAGCCUGCAGCACGGAGAUGGGACAACCACGAUUACCUAAACAAGCUCUGUGAGGCAACACACCUCGAGGCUGUAAAGCUGCUGGUGGAAGCUCGUGCCAAUAUCGACGCAUGCAUGCCGGAUGGAACGACAGCCCUACAGCUCGCUGUCCAAACCCAGAAAGAGACCCUCGCCAGCUUCCUCAGGAAGCGAAAGGCCGACAUGGAAGCCGCCCUGGCGAGCCCCGAAGUGUCCACGCCAAGAAGGGCGGUGCUGCUCCUGUCCCGGGGGGACAAGCGACCCCGGGCAGUCUGA
This is a messenger RNA of Symbiodinium sp. CCMP2456, 2205 nucleotides long. Lineage: Eukaryota; Dinophyceae; Suessiales; Symbiodiniaceae. The record is from the annotation of a GenBank genome assembly.